AUGCCGCAAGAGUCGUCAGAGGAUGCCUACUUUGCUGGGCCGCCGAGGUUACGGAAAUCGAGUAUAUCGUCCAACGCCUCCAGCGCAGCAUCAGGCGCUGGCAGCUCCGCCAGCAAUGGCCGAAGACCAAGAUAUGAUCCCAACGACCCUCAGCGCCCUUCUGCUCCAGGCUAUGGCACACUCCCAGUCUCGCCCACGACCGGCAGACUUGCUGAUCGAAGAGGUGCUGCCCUGAAGAACAUCAUCCCUCCUGAUUCGCCGGGAGGACCGGAGCCGCCACACAAGAGCGAUGACGACGAAGGCUUGUUUGCUGUAAUGCCGACAAGGGAGAGAAAGCAGAGUGUGGCAGCGCCUUCAGACGACUCCUUUCAGCAAUUCUAUCCGCCUCCACUUGGAGCGCUACCUCCUAUCGCUCCACCACAGGCAAAGCUGCACAUUCCCGAUCCAGAAGGAUUGAAUCGACUUAGCAGUACCGCCUCUACACACACCACACGAGCUUCACGAGGCUCACCACCUCCACCGGAGACGCCGAUUGUCGGCGAGCAGCUUUCUUCACUUCCGCAGCUGCCAACGCUGGGUGGCAUCGAAGCACGAUAUGCCGCUUCUGGAAUCUCCGGGACAGGUACUCUUAAUGAAAUGCAGGCGCCCAGCGCGGCCGCAGCUGCGCGACGCGCUCAAUACAUUGCUCCGCAGCCUCGUCGUGGUGAACUGAGCGUGCAACCACCGCGGCUGCAGACGCUGCAGGCCCCAUCGCAGCCUAUUGCCGAAGGCAGAGGCUGGAGUCCGACAGAAGCUCCGGGGUCGGCCCCACAUGGGCCUCCCAUUGCUUUCCAAGGCAACGAGGAAGUCGACUCGGCCGCUCCUGCCGCGCCUGCACAGCAACAGCCCAGUUAUCCUCGGCCGCCACAGCCGUCGCAAAGCCCAAAUCUCGAAGCUGAUAUGGCACGAGUCAACCUCCACGAUGAGCCACCACCGGCGUAUUCUCCUCCUACUGCAGGCUCGACGCAUUCACAGUACCCAAACGAGAAGGGCAGGUUUGCCAAUUCGUCGAGCCCUGCGCAAUCUGCUGCCUCGGUAGGAUCGCAAGGUCGGCUCCCAAGCGAAGCGGGUCUUCGCCAACAUCCAGCCUUUGCAAACGACCCUCAUCAGCCUACAUCGACACAGACUCCCCAGCCGGGGCCUGUUAAGCAGGGUGGAGUCAGUGGAGCCACGGUCGGCUUAGCACCUCUCAACACUGGCGGGUUCAGCAGCCAGACACCUCAGCCAGUUACGGCCGGGCCGAGUGUCAGUAUUGCGAGCCCGCCACCGCUUCCGGAGGGUUGGAUUGCCCAUCUUGAUAGCAAUUCGGGACUUUACUAUUACAUUCAUCUGGCGACCCAGUCGACCCAAUGGGAAUUCCCCAAGGGACCGACUCCCCUCGAUCUGCCUCCCACUAGCCCGAUUGGAAACUUCGUGAAUCCGCUUGCAAGUCCAGUCGGAUCGACAUUCAAGAUGCCGCUGAACUCGCCUGGAUUCCCUAUGCACCAGAUGGCAAGCUAUGACAAGAUGAGCAUGAUGUCGAUGAACUCAAUCGCCAGCCCCACUACGACGGGUGGCUUCUCCGGGCCUCCUCCCACUGCCGGCAUUGAUCUGUACAAGAUAAAUCCCUCGAAUGCCGUCUAUUUUGGACCCUACUUACGCUAUACAAAUAUGGAUCUUGAACGUGGUCUCUGGUUGGGAAGCAUUAUGCUCAUCACAGAAGUCAAUACACAACCGCCUACAAUCCACAUCCAUCAAUCGCUGGAUUUGAGUCCGAAUCCUCGGCAGCUCAAGGCCCACCCAAUCCACUCACAUCAACGCUGGAUCUUCUAUCGCUAUGAUAUUGAUCUAAUUAUGGAGGAACAAGGCUCAGCUAAGUGGACCUACGCUAUCACAUCGCACCUCGGUUGCACACGGUAUGAGUUCCUCGUUGCUGGCCGACACGAGACCAGCUGGAGAUUCGUUGCCCACUCUGGCAAUGAUUUUGCCCCCAAUGUCAACGCCAAUGAACGCAAUAGGCAGGGUGGAGUGGCGCACAUGUGGAAGGAUGUUCUUGUGAAGCACCAGGAAUGUGGAGGCUUUCAUACUCAGGUCGGCCUUGGUGGCCAAAUCUGCGCAGACCGACUUUGGAAGGAUGUGCCAGCAUUGAAGCAGUGGACGGAAAUUAGUGGCAAAGAGAACCGACGAACUGUGCCAUGGACAGCCAAGAUGGACGAGGAUGUGACACACGCCUACUUCCACUACUACACCUCGCAUUUUGACCAGCCAGCUGUCAAGGAGGCAUUUGCUCAGAUUCCUCAUGUAAGCUGCUUGGACGACCACGACAUCUUUGACGGCUACGGCUCGUAUCCUCAGCCAAUGCAAGAGAGCAAUGUCUUUAAGGGCAUUGGGCGGAUUGGAAUCGACAUGUUCCUGCUGUUCCAGCACCACACAACGCAUGAGAUCCUGCGGAAUGUAUCCACCGACAUAGACCUUUUCACCAUCACGGGCCGCGGAUGGCAUUUCUUGAAGUAUUUUGGCCCGGCGGUGGUGCUAUGUGGACCAGAUACCCGAAGCGAACGUUCGCAGGCGCAGGUGAUGGCUGGACCCACGUACCAAGGCCUAUUCCCUAAGAUUGCGAUGCUUCCACCAUCGGUGCAACAUUGCAUAUGGCUGAUGCCAGUCCCAAUCGUUUAUCCACGUCUCGAAUCGGUUGAACAGGUGGCGCACACCGUGGCUACCGGCAAGAAGAUGGUCACAGGCGGAUUCAACAUGCUUGGUAAAGUCGCUGGAGGUGUAGCGGGUGUUGUUGGUGCCAAGGGAGUGGUCAACCAGGGAUUUGACGGAGUCAAAAAGGCCAUCGGAAAGUCCGGCCUCAUGCAGGGCGUUCUGAGUCCAUUUGGUGAGAUUGACAUGUUGGACGAGCUUCGAGAUCAAUGGACGCAUGAGUCAAAGGAUCUCGAGCGGACCUACAUCAUUCGCACCCUGCAGGGCAUCUCUCACACCAAAUCGCUCCGCAUGACCUUCCUCAGUGGCAGUGUCAAUGCAUGCGGCGCUGGUCUCGUACACGACCCAUCAAAACCUUCGGAUCACAAGACCAUGUACCAGCUCAUCACAUCAGCCAUCGUGAACGCUCCAAGCCCGAACUAUGUGAUGAAACUGCUGCACAACAACAAACAGCUAUAUGUGCCAAUGAAUGGGCAUCGCAGCACCAACAAUGCCCAGUCUGACACAAAGGAGGACAUGAUGGAGAUCUUCGCUGCCGAUGUCACCGGCCAACCGCGUGAGCUGCGUCGUCUCAUGAACCGUCGCAACUACCUCGCUUGCGUCAUCUACGACCCAGAGGCCGUCCAGGGCGCAUUUGGGGUUCCUCAGACCCCUGGUGCUCCGCCUACAGGCAAGUUGAGUUUGGCAGCGGAUUUCAUGGUGCAGAGUGAAGGCGGUUUUGGACAGCCACUGAAGUAUGGGCCGGUCAUCAUUCCCAGCUUGGAAUACGGUCGAUAA
Messenger RNA from Dissoconium aciculare CBS 342.82, 3501 nucleotides. RefSeq lists its product as uncharacterized. Gene Ontology annotation, molecular function: protein binding. Gene Ontology annotation, cellular component: membrane. Lineage: Eukaryota; Fungi; Ascomycota; Dothideomycetes; Mycosphaerellales; Dissoconiaceae. Bases 1 to 3501 code for a protein of 1166 amino acids. The transcript has 2 exons. The record is from RefSeq and is a predicted model, not a curated record.